AUGCCUCGCACGGCACAAGAAAAUCCAAGCACAGAGUUCCUACGACCCAACGCCGGCGAUGGUCGACUCAACUCAGAAUCAUCCUUGAGCUCUGCUAGCGCUAGUGUCCAAGCAACCCAGCCACCCUCAAAACCUACUGACCCCACCGACACAACUGAAGAAAACUGCUCCACGCCUUCCGAAACGCUCGCAGUCUUCACCUUCAACGACUGGCUAUGGGAGAUUGCGGCGGCUGUUGUCAGCCUCUGCUGUGUUUCAGCCGUUGUCUCCAUCCUCUUCGCCACCAACGACAAAGCGCUUUCUCACUGGAGCUUCCUCAUAUCCCCCAACGCUCUUAUCUCCAUCUUCUCGACACUUUCUCGCGCAUCCUUGAUGGUUCCUAUCGCUUCCUGUCUCGGUCAGCUCAAGUGGAUAUAUUUUGCAAGGCGCCCUCACCGCCUGGGUGAUAUUCAAACAUUUGACGAAGCCAGCCGGGGCCCUUGGGGUGCAAUGACUCUAUUAUGGAGCAUCAACUUUCGCGCUGGCUUGGCUGUCUAUGGAUCACUUAUAACAAUCAUUGCUCUAGCAUUCGACCCAUUCACUCAGCAAAUACUGGCUUUUUCACUAAGAAAUAUCACCGAUUUGGGCAAAGCCGAGUUUGGUGCCGCCCAACAAUAUGUUACGGAUCACAAAUUUAACGUGACGGGUUUGGAAGGUAAGAGAAUGUCGCCCAAAAUUAUGCAAGCGGCUAUUUUAAGCGGCCUUCAUUCUAUCGAACGACCCGUCCAGUUUACUUGCCCUUCAGCUAAUUGCUCGUGGCCCGAAUUUACGACACUCGCACUUUCAAGCAGCUGCAUUAAUGCCACGUUGGACACCCGAGUGCAAUGUGGUAUAAACAAAUAUGCAAUCAAGUAUUGUAACUACACCACACCAGGAGGUUUCCAUAUGGAGGCAUAUUUAAAUGAAAGAAGCACGUUCAAAAAAACAAAUUUUAUCUCUUCGGCUAAAACCCAAGAGCCGAUGGUGCCGGUAGACAGCACGCUCAUAAGCUUCGCUACGUCUAACAUAACGGAAAGAUAUCUUGAAAAUCCAGAUAUCACGGAGUGCAAUAUAACAUGGUGUGCUCGAACAUAUCACGGUAUUUCCGUUACAGCCGGCGUUUUCGAUGUCGGUGCCGUGAAAGACCACGCUUUGGAAAUCGUCAAAGACCGUGAAUUUGUUUCCUUAAACUAUCGCUUCGACAUCUACAGCGACGACCCAUAUUCAGGGAACAGAAGCUUCUAUAUCUAUGGUGUAGAUCGCUCUUUCACUGUGAAUUAUCUCAAAAAUGUCUUUAGCACAGACUCAGAACAAGACCUCGGCCAAGCUCUCAUGAGGAGCGCGAGCAUUGCCGAUACAGUCCACAACAUCACCACCAGUAUGUCUUACGCAAUCGGGCGUAGUCAAUCCUCUUACAAAGUCUUGGGGUCAGCAAUAUUUACGCAAACGUACAUCAAGGUUCGAUGGGCAUGGUGCUCUCUACCACUAGCCGUGGUACUCAUGGGCGUAGCGUUUCUCGUCUGCACAAUGGUUUACACAAAACGAGCUGGCGUCGGCACAUGGAAAUCCUCCAGCCUGGCACCUUUAUACGCGAGGCUUGAGGGUUGGGACGCCAAGGAUGUGAAGUCAUCUUCGCUAAAGGAACUUCAACUCGACUCGAAGAACAAGCGUGCUAGAAUGGACAGGGAUGGGAGUGGCAAUGUACUUUUCUCUCGCUGUUAG
Aplosporella prunicola CBS 121167 is the source of this 1740-nucleotide messenger RNA. RefSeq lists its product as uncharacterized. The record is from RefSeq and is a predicted model, not a curated record. The coding region runs from base 1 to 1740 and encodes 579 amino acids. The transcript has 2 exons. NCBI's taxonomy places the organism in Eukaryota, Fungi, Ascomycota, Dothideomycetes, Botryosphaeriales, Aplosporellaceae.